ACACUAUUGGUUAAUGCUUUAACCUCCCUGGUGGUAUUUCCGAGUGUAGCUCGGGGUAAAGUUUCUGUACCAAGAGCGGUAACCCCGAGCUACACUCGGGCUUACCAUGCGGCGCUGCAUAGGGAGUCCCUGCAGAGCUUACCUUGUCCUUCGCUCCCGCGAUGCGUCCUCUGCAGCGUCCCCGGCCAUCUCCUCCGGCUGAUGCCGGCAUCCGGCUCCUGUGUUCCGGUCCCUGUGACGUCGGGACGUACGGGCGGCGGCGGGAAAUUUGAAAAUUUAAAA
Molecule: messenger RNA, 282 nt
Organism: Staurois parvus
Lineage: Eukaryota; Metazoa; Chordata; Amphibia; Anura; Ranidae
Source: the annotation of a GenBank genome assembly